Molecule: messenger RNA, 651 nt
Organism: Diversispora eburnea
Lineage: Eukaryota; Fungi; Glomeromycota; Glomeromycetes; Diversisporales; Diversisporaceae
Source: the annotation of a GenBank genome assembly
AUGACAAAUUUUAUCAGAGAAAAAGUUUUUUUCUCUAAACACAAAUUGACCUUUGAUAAUGAUAUUCGUAGUAAUUCUAACGCAAAUAUCAAUAGACCGAAAGUUUGGGCAAUGACAUGUCAAGAAUUGUGCGAAACAGUCCCAUACUUUAAAUCAUGGAAUGGUGGUAUUUACUAUAAGAAUGGUGUAGUUUGGGGAUACUUAUUGGAUGGGUUUGGUGCCUUACGUGACCCAGAAUAUGAAUAUUAUUGUAUACCUGCGGACGAAGGAAAAAUUAAGAAUGAGGAAAAUGUUAUCGAAGCAGUUUUAUCUAUCAAUCGAGAAAAUUUCAGUGAAAAGAAUCACGAAGAAAAUCAAAUGAAGAGUGAAUUGAUUUCAAUUGUCUGUCCAGAAUGUGGACUUCUGUCAAAUAAGAUAUAUGAAGAUUUAUGGAUUUGUCUAAAUCACAAUUGUAAACAUUUUUGGAAGUCUCUAUCCGUAGAUUUCAUAUGGGAAGAUGUGCCAGAAAACUUAGAUUACGUAAAAUCAUUUUUAAGCCCAGGAUUAUUAGAUACUAAUCAAAGAAUACAAAUUCCUUUUUCAAUACUACCUCCUCAACCACAAAAUGAUUCAUUUAUCAAUCUUUUAACUUACAACAUUGGCCGUGUUUAG